Molecule: messenger RNA, 1465 nt
Organism: Tricharina praecox
Lineage: Eukaryota; Fungi; Ascomycota; Pezizomycetes; Pezizales; Pyronemataceae
Exons: 1
Coding region: 289-1077 (262 amino acids)
Source: RefSeq, a predicted model, not a curated record
GAUGGGAGAGAACUUACCCGACAAACCACGCAAAUUGCAGCGUCUGCGCAAGGUUGGUGAGCCUCACGGUCAGCGGCUGAGCGGCAGGGGGAGCUGCGGCGGCGGGAGUCGACAUCUCUUCCGCUCUGGCUGGCUUUUGUGUAUGUGUUGUUAUUGGGUUGUGGAUUGGGUGUGUGUGUGUGUGUGUGGGGAUAAAAGUUUGUCGCAGCUGUUGAUGGGAGAAGGAGGAAGGAAGUAGAAGAAGAAGAAGAAGAAGAAGAGGAGUAGAGGAAGGAAGGAAGGAAGGGGAUGAUGACGGGAGAGGGGGGGCUAGCGAAGGAACCGGAAAGCAUGCAAGUGGUGGCUUGUCCACCGACCGACCUUCGACCUAACUACGGAGGACUAACGUCACCCACUGCGACCCACUCUCACGCAGUUGCACCCACCCAACUCCCAACCCAUCCUGCGAGGCCAAUGAGCAGCACACCAAUCAUCCAUCCAGGAACCAAGCAGACAUCACUCACUCAUGCCACCUUUCCUCUUCUCUUCUCUUCUUUUCUCUCUUUUCUUUUCUCUUCUCCGUUUUUUGUUUCCAGCAUCCCCAUCCCGAUCCAUUUUUUCUCUCUCGCUCGUGUGCUUUUUUUUUCUUCCCAUCCGCAUCCGAACCGUGCCCACGCCAGCCAUGCCAAGGAGCGCCACACUCUCGCUCCAGAUGAAGCCACAGUGACGUUUUCCUCUCGUCUCCGCCUAGCCAUGCAUCGCACACGAGCCAUCACUGCUAAACUGUCAAACUGCGUCGCCUGUUCCCAUUCUCGCACCGAGCUCGUCUAUCAACUCGCUCGCCUGCCAAUCCACGCUCGCCUGCAACGGUGCGAGGCUGCAACGGUUCAAGGCUGCAAGGCUGCAACUAUGUCACGAGAGGCAGAGGGAGAGUGUCUACAAAUAGCAUCACUCGAUAGUCGACACAUAAUACAUAUUGUCCAGUGCCCACAUCCUUCACAUGCAAUAGUUACGGUCCAGUGGUCCGUGCCAACACAUCACCUCCCACAUAACAUCUCCUCCUACAUGCAUCCAUACCUACUCUGCAUAGCACUAUAGCACCUACAUACCUGCGAUCACGAUCCUACGCAUCCGUCUACUCUUUUUUCUUCAUAUGCAUAGGGUAUCAUAUCACGAUUCACGAUCCCUCAUCACCCCCACAUUGCACAUUGGGCACAGUACGCAGAAAUUUUUGGAUAAAACGUUUCUCACACGCACACACACACACAGCACACACAGAGUUUCACACUUACAGCACAAAAAAAAGACCCGAAAGAAAAAAAAAAGAAAAGAGAAAGGAAAAAAAAGAAUAACUGCGUUAUACUAAACGUUGUAAACCAAGAAACAUGGCAUAGGUAUCGGGUGAGUUAGGGAGGACGAAGCAAAGCAAACAAAAAGGUAAAAAGCAAAGUACAGAGGGAAUAAAAAAAAAGGGUAAUAAACAAGA